Molecule: messenger RNA, 501 nt
Organism: Echinostoma caproni
Lineage: Eukaryota; Metazoa; Platyhelminthes; Trematoda; Plagiorchiida; Echinostomatidae
Source: the annotation of a GenBank genome assembly
AUGGAACGCACCAAUCGGAACAUAAAAGGCAUACUUCAAGGUUUAUGUGAAACCCUUGAUGUAGAUCGCUGGGACGAAACACUCCCGCUGUGCAUGCUUGCCUAUUGUGCUUCACACCAUGGUACCACUGGAUACAGUCCAGCAUUUCUGACGUUCGGACGUGAGUUACGUCUACCCGUGGAGAUAGCAGUGCCAUCGUUGCCAAACCCUGUUGAGCACACGCUUGCCUAUACCCGAGAUCUUACAGAACGCCUUCAGCAAGCCUUCCAGCACGUUCGGGAACACGCCGGCCGAUUGCAGGCGCAACAGAAACGCGUUUACGAUCGUGAAAUUCACGGGAANACGUGGGAGACCGUGUAUGGCUACAUCGACCAAGGCCGCCGCAGUGCACUUCAACCAAGUUCCAUCCACCGUGGCAAGGUCCCUACGAAGUCGUUUUUCAGCGUUCUCCGACUGUCUACACCAUCCUCAAAAUCGGCUCCCGAAAUAACGAAACAAUAA